AUGGAUCAAUAUGGGAGAUAUGAAAGCAGUGGUCAGCCAGAAGAGCUUUUUGUAGGUUAACCCAUAUUUUAUGCAUUCUUCAAAAUAAGAACAUUUAAUUUUACAAUAUCUAAAACAAUCGGCUAUCAAUUAACAAGUGUUAUUGGUCCAAUUAAGUUUAUUCACCAACCAUGGUCUGUUCUAGGAUCACUCAUUGCAUUGGAGCGAGGUUAAAGAGGAGGUUGAAGAAUGUCCGAUAUCAGCUGUGUCAUUAGGAGUUGAAACAUCCCAGGUCUGUACAAAGGAGGACUCCGAUGAACAAGAUCCUUCCUUUGACACAGUUUCAGACAUCCAUGGAGUCACAGAGCAAGAGUGUGGACAUAAAGGCAUAACAUAUCUCAAAGUAAAGGUAAGUAUCUCCUCAACACUGUUCAAGCCCAGUUACAAGGCCCAGAGUUGUUAGAAUGAUACUGAAUGAACUUUGUUUUCUGUGUCAGGUGCUGCCUUCUCCAGUCCCAGUCAAAGAGGAGUCUGAAGAAUUCUCCCUUCUGCCAGUAGAUGAAGAGGAAAUUGCUUUAAUUACAGUGAAGAAGGAAGAGCAUGAAGACUGGUUGAAAUCAGAAGAUGAGGAUGUUGUGAAAGUGUCAGUGCCUUGGGAGCCGUUGAAAACACCAUCAUCAUCAUGCUCAGAUACAGAGGACAGUAAGAUGGAAAGUGAUAAUGUGGGGGUGAGUUCAAGCAUUUAAUAACAGACUGAGUGGAAUAGAUAUGUUUUGAGAUGUUUGUAGGGUCAAACUAAAAGUUUCUUCAUUCCACUAAUUGUUUUGACCGUUCUGCACUAUACCUAUUAUUAGCUGUGUACGACAAAUCUAGCUUUCAGUCUUCAUUCUUUCUGCCACUAUGUGACUGUAUUUGGAGUGGGCUACUGACAUAAACAAGAAAUAGGCCAGGUAUAGGUGUGGCGACAAUAUCUAAAUUUAAGCCUAUAGCUUCAUAAUAAAGUUAAGAUUUCACAAACACAAAGCAUAGCUUUCUUGAGCAGCUACAGUACUAGCUUGAGUGCUGGGCCUAGUUAGUAUUUAGCCCCUUCUUAAAGGUAACUGACUUUCUGACUGAACUGAAUCCCCCCUCAUCUCUGCUUCAAAGGACUGUGAAAACCAUGAGCGUGGUGUUUCAAUAGGAGUGAAAAUUGAAGAUUGCAGAAGGACAUCAUUGGAUCCAGGGACGGCACCAGAUACAGAUGAGAAAGCUAAUGCUGUUGAUUUCAGUGAGUACCGUUGGUGGGGUGGGGUUGCAGUUAUGGUGUAGAGAUAUAAUAGUGUUACAUUUCUCAUUAACUAUGGGUCUAUAAUGAAGUAGAACUGCAAUUCAUUUGAUAAUGUUCUCUCUUUCCUUAAGGUGACUUUGAAGAGGUGUCCUCCUUCUACUCCUGCCCCCAUUGUGCAAUCGGCUUCACCAUAGAACGCUUUUUCCUUGGGCACCUCAAGAGGGACCACCCUAAAGAUUACAUCGCAAUGCUGAAGUCUGGGAAAAUCAAAGCCUAUAAAAGAGGGAGUUUACGGGUGACCCCAGCCACAUGCCCGCAAUGUGGCAAGAGCUUCACCAAUAAAUAUGUUAUGCAAACGCAUCAGAGGACUCAUGCAGGGAAGAAAUCC
Molecule: messenger RNA, 1634 nt
Organism: Coregonus sp. 'balchen'
Lineage: Eukaryota; Metazoa; Chordata; Actinopteri; Salmoniformes; Salmonidae
Source: the annotation of a GenBank genome assembly